Messenger RNA from Exophiala oligosperma, 1632 nucleotides. RefSeq lists its product as uncharacterized. The coding region runs from base 1 to 1632 and encodes 543 amino acids. The record is from RefSeq and is a predicted model, not a curated record. The transcript has a single exon. Lineage: Eukaryota; Fungi; Ascomycota; Eurotiomycetes; Chaetothyriales; Herpotrichiellaceae.
AUGGCCUUCCAGCAAUCCGCCGCACCUCGUCCCAUCGUCAUCAAUCAUGCUCAAUCACAAGAAUCAUCAUCAUCAUAUCAUUCACAGCAGCGGGCCACGGUAGAGGACUCGCAAGAAUGGAUCCUCUUCACUCCGUCCACUGCCGACUCCACCAUUACCCGAACCCAUACCACCCAGACAGCUGGCCUGUCCAGGGCGAGCGAUGUAUCAUUGAAUACGGCAGGGAGGUCAGGCAGGCUGGAGUCAUCUGUGUUUGAAGAGGAUGUCACAGAAGAUGGUGAGCUCGAUAGUUUGGACGACGGAUUACAUGCCUUCCGAGAACCACCGCUCUACCCCACCAUAUCCCAACAGACCCACGGCGCAGUCCUACCAACUCAUGAUGGACUGGGAACCUUUCCUGCUUCCAGCCCUCCUGUCCUUGAACAGUUAUGGCAACAUGAGGCUUUCAACUCCAAGAGGAAGCAUGAUGGCCAUCACCGCCGGCCUUCAAGUGUACAAAGAAGACUUGAUACCAUCGACGAGAUCGAGCAACAGGCGAGUGAAGAGAAACGGAUGCGGAUCGAGAGAUGGCGCAUGGAGCAAAGCCAGGCUCUGAUGGAUGAGGUAGAGCGAGAAACCCGACGACGAUUACGACGGGGUUCCCAGCAAUCCACCUAUCAGGACAGUCACGCCUCGAUCAACGAUGAUAUCCUUGGGUCAACACCUAGACAAAGUGAUUAUCUAUCGAAGCCUGAGGAAGACAGUGAAGAAUCCGAACCCUUCUGGAGAAGGAUCACGAGAAAGUUUAUCCGUGACGUUAUCGGUAUCGAUGAGCCAUUGCUAUCUGUCAUCUUUGGAGAGUCUCUCCCGGAAGAGGUUGAGAAUCUGCCAUCAUCGAGCAGGACUUUGCCUACCAUUCCCGAACAAAUGCCAGAUGUCACCAGCACCGAAGAUUAUACGUGGAGAGACAAACUCCUGCAACGAAUUGCACGAGAACUGGGUGUCUUCGUCCACCAAAUCUCGCCUCAUUCAGGACCCUUCACCACUUAUUCUCGCAGUCCUGACUAUGCCGGCAUGCCCGUGUCCGUGCCUCAACCCAAACCUCGAUUGGCCCCAAGUACUCGUCCAGAGUCUCAGAUCAAGGACACAAUGACAUCGGUCUUGACCCCCAACUUCCCGCCGACCGUUCAGGACCCUGCGCAUGCUGAGAUCUGGGGUUUCGAAGAAGAACCCGCGUCGACUUCGUCUCCACUUGACUCAACCACCAAUUUACAACGAGAACGAGAGUAUUGGGAACGAGAACUUGAUUUGAAGAUGGUGUUCAGGUAUCUGCGAGACAAGUUUGUCACGCGACCAACUACUCAGCCACCACCAGCAUCUCAACAAAGGGUGGAAGAUGCAGCUACCAGGGCCGCCAUCAUUCGUCAACAUCACCCCCUUGUUGCUAGGGCACAUCGAUCUCCAGUACGCUUACGACGAGAGUCACGAACAAGUGUGAGACGGCCUACCAGCAGCUGUGCGAGCGAAAGUGUCCGAAGUAGUCGAAGAGCUUCGAUGGUCAGAAGUGGUUCCAGCCGCAAUUAUUGGGAUAUUGGUGGAAGUGUCGGCAGUGGGAGUAUCUUGGCUAGUGGCGGCGGCUGGGGAGAGGUGUAA